GCCCCGAGAGCGCAGUGUCGCGUCGAACCUCUCGCAGAGCGCGUCGCACGUCCGAGUACCGGCCGCCGCCCGUCAUCAGUAGUCGCCGUACCGCGCAGCCACGUAACCUCUCACCUUCUCCUUAGUUUUUAGUAGUCAGUAGUAGGGGAGAGUGUGGAAAGAAAGAGGAGAGAGAGAGAGAGAGAGAGAGAGAGUGAGAAAGAGAGGGAGAGAAAGUGAAAGAAGGAAAAAACAGAAGAGGAACAACGAGAAACCGAUUGAGAAAAAGGGAGAAACGAGAGGUCGACAGCCCGGUUUUUCAUCGUUGUGAUCUGUACUCCUUGUUGCCGUCGUUGCCGACGUCGUCGUCGUCGUCGUCGUCGUCGUCGUCGUCGUCGUCGUCGCUAUCGCCGUCGCCACCACCGUCGUCGUUGUCGUGGUCGCCGUCGUCGUGAUCCGGCUCGACGCGACCAACGCGGUUAUUCCGUCGACUCGUUAAAAAAAAAAUUUGUUUUAAAAGUGCGAGCGUGAAACGUACGCGCGUACGUUUCCGACACGUACCACCGUCCUCAUCGUCGACAAUCGUGCAGAAGCUCGUUGUCGUGUGUUGUCUCGCGCGAUAACCAGUAUACGCGCACCCUCCGAAAGCGGCAAGUAGAUUCGGACAACGAGGGAAGCGUACAGGGGUGAGAGAGAGAGAGAGAUAUAUAGAUAGAUAGAUAGAGAUAGAAAGAGACAGGUGAACAACAGAGGAGAAGAGGCGCGAGAGUAGUUUUUCAAGGGACAAGGAUCAACGGGGAAACCGUGAGCGUAAAAGUUGCGUGAAAGUGCGUGUCGUGACAUUGGAAGCGUUGACACCAGUAUCGAGACGUUGUUUGCCAUCGACAAGUGAAACGGAGCGUCGUUCGUCCGACGACAAGAUCAAAGGCGGAAGAGCGAGUACCAAGACGGCUAUCGGCGAGAUCGGCGAGAUCGGCUAUCAUUGCCACUAGCACUAGUGUUAGCAUUGCUACUGCAAUCCCGAACACGCGAGGGAGCGUUGCCAUAACAACGAGCCGUGCGCCGCGCGUCGCUAUGGAGCCCCAAAACCAGGAAAUCGUAGCGAGCGGCUCGCCAGCCGAGGUGCCGAAUGAUCCAGGGAAAAUGUUCAUCGGUGGUCUAUCUUGGCAGACCAGUCCAGAGAGCCUCAGGGAGUACUUCACCAAGUAUGGGGACAUCACAGAAGUCAUGGUCAUGAAAGAUCCCACCACGCGACGAUCAAGGGGCUUUGGAUUCAUCACGUUCGCAGAUCCCGCGAGUGUGGACAAAGUGCUGGCACAGGGUAAUCACGAGUUAGACGGCAAGAAAAUCGACCCGAAGGUAGCGUUUCCCAGGAGAACACACCCAAAGAUGGUGACGAGGACAAAGAAGAUAUUCGUCGGUGGACUAUCGGCACCGACGACGCUGGAGGACGUCAAAAACUACUUCGAACAGUUCGGCCCGAUCGAGGAUGCCAUGCUGAUGUUCGACAAGCAGACCAACAGGCACAGAGGCUUCGGCUUCGUCACGUUUCAAAGCGAGGACGUGGUCGACAAAGUCUGCGAGAUUCAUUUCCACGAAAUCAACAAUAAAAUGGUCGAGUGCAAGAAAGCACAGCCGAAGGAAGUGAUGCUCCCGACGAACCUGGCGAAGACGCGAGCGGCCAACAGAGGCGCAUACGAUUUUAUGUGGUCCCUGGCAGGAUUACCCGAUGGUUUCCCAGCGGCGGCGUACACGGCAUACGCGGCAAGCCGCGGCUAUUCUGGGUACCCUAGUUUCGGACUGCCCUACCCGACAGGAGUGCCGGCAGUGUACUACCACGGAACCGGAAGUGAGAACGCAAGCCGCGCGUAUACGGAGACACCGAUGCAACACGUCCAACGGGCUGCACUCCGGAAGAAAUUGGAUCUAACGAACGGACAGCUCACCCCCAACAACAACACGCCCUUGCUCACGCAAGCACUUUCUGUGAUGAACAACUACCAGGCGGCCGCAGCGCAGGCCGGAUUUCCGCCGGCGUCGCCGCACGCGGCCGGCGGCCAUGGUGGGCCACAGGGCCGAUCUUUUCCUGCGGCCAACUCGCCGGGCCCCAUCGACAUGUAUAGUUCAAGUGCCGCAGCCGCAGCAGCAGCUGCAGCCGCUGACUCCGCAGUCGCCAGCUACGUCCAGGCCGCAGCUAGCCCGCAGCCCCCUACGACCGCGUUCCCUGCGAUCGCCGUGUCCCGUGCCCCGCUCAACUACAGUCCCGGUCCUCUAAUACCAGCGGCGUUCACUAAUGGCUACCAUUGAGCCUUGUUAAGACCUAAUAACAGGAUGGACGAGAGGGCAGAGCGCAGCACGGUCGACUGACGGUACAAUGAACGAUGUAUAUGCCUUGGACAAAUUUUGCACGAUGAACGAUCUCUGGACAGAAGAGGAUGACCAUCACGUACCUUACCAUCAUCGGGCGAAAGGGAUCGUGUUUAGGUAGAAGAAUAAUGGUUUUCAUCGGUAGAGCUUGCGGAUGCGACCGAUCAUAGUCAACGAUGUAACCGAUCAAGAAAAAGUAACACGAUCUUCAAACGAUUCAAACGACAAAAUCAAAGACGAAGGCAGUUUGACAGGGAAAAAUGAAAAAAAAUAAAAAAAAAUAAAAAAAUAAAAAAUAAAAUAGGGAAGCACAAAGAGAAGAGGAGUAAAAGAAUAGAAAGAAUACGAAGAAGGUAAAAAUUGUACAUCCGAUACGCGUCCAGAAAGCUUGCGAGGUAAACAAAAAUGGCGGAUAGUGAGAGAGAAUGUAAGAGAAAUUUCGAAGGGCAGAAGCUGCGUACAGCUAGAUACGGCCGAAACUGCGUAUUGAUGCCCGUUCUCCGACAUUAAUAAAAAAUAAUCUAAUAAUAAUGAAUUAAAUUAAUAUUAUUAAUUGCUAAAUAAUUAAGCGACUAAGUCUAGAAUAUAAAAAUAUUAUAUAUAAAAUAUAAAUAUAUAUAUAUAUAAAUAAUUGAUAAAAUAUUAGACGAUAACGUAUGAUCUUUAGUAUUUAAGAGACAGACGAACGCAGAGGAAGAAACACCAACCUACACACGAUUAUUAUGAUUACUGGUUAUUAUAUAUAUAUAUAUAUAUAUAUAUAUAUAAAACAUUAUGAGGAUUCUAAUGAUUAAUAACAAAAGCAAAAAACAAACUGAUGGAUGCAGUGAGUGCGCGAUGCAAGUACGAGCGCGUUCACUCAAUAUACAUAUAUAUAUAUAAAUAUAAAUAUAAAUAUAAAUAUAAAUAUAAAUAUAAAUGCAAAUAUAAAUACAAAUAUAAAUAUGAAUAUAAAUAAUAAAAAAACAAUAUAAUUAUUAGACGCGUACACGUUCGCACCCGGGAAGAGAAGGCGAAUCUGUCUGAGGAUUUUUUAGUUUCUAAGCAUGCGUGGAAACGGGGAAGAAGCGUUAGAGAUUUUUUCCGAGUAAUGUGGCGAGUCGCGAAUUGCAUGUCGCGAGUCGACUGCAACAGGGGAGUUGAAACCCUGAUGUGUAAAGGGCGGUUGGGUGGGAUUAGGAGAAGAUGAUGAGGGCACUAUGCAUGCCAGAGUGGCUUCGCCCUUUUUUCCACCCCUUUCUUUUCUUCCUUUCUUUUUUGCGCGCGCGCGCGCGCGUGUACGCCACUUGUCAGCGUGCUCUUUGCCGACUGAAUGCCGGAAUGGCACUUCUUUCUCGCCCCGGCGUCGUCGAACCACUUUUCCCCUUUUUCCCGGGUGCGCAACGUGGAAGUGACGCGAGGAGACGAACGAAGAGGGAGGAGAGCGAGGCUACGCAUAUAGACGUAGACGGACGCGUGUUGCACGGAUGACGCGAAACUGUUUGCAUUGCUUGUCGCACGAGGAACAAACAGAAAGACGCGAAACUUCGAGACCAGAUCGGCGAAGAUCCGUUUGCGAUUCGCUUUCGAGACGAUACACACGUAUGAUCGGUGAUAAGGAAAGGCAAGCCAUGGUCAUCGAAACGGAGAGAUUUUUAAUUAGAUUCACAGGGUCGCGAGACGGGGAUCGAGCAAGUGUCCCGAGCGUUUUAUCGUCGAAAGUCUGGCCUCGUUCGAUGCCGAACCGAUGACCGUUGAAUUUCAUCGGCUAUUGUAUAGCUGUCCAAUCGAUUACUUGCAUUAACCACGGUACAUAUAUACAUAUUACCCUUACACGAAUUAUUGUAUCAUUGAUUUACCAUAACGGCGUAUAUGCAUGAUCCUAUGGAGGAGUCAGCCGGAUAUGACCCGACGUUCAUCGACACGCAUUUCGUACACGUUCACCGUAUAAUACAACACCGCCAGACACACGAAAAAAAAUCACACGCACGUACACGUGCAACGUGUACAUAAUACACUGUCACACACGUUUUAGACGCCUAAAACGAUCGCACGCUUUCACACGCGUCGGCGGCUUUUUAAACGAAUUACCUACACGAACAGGAACAGAGAACACAGAACCGCGGGUGAGGGAACCAUAGGUAAACUAUGAAGUUACGCGAAACAAGAUACAUUAAAAGGAUAAGGAAAAGUAUAUUAAAUACAUACAUAAUAAAUGUGUAUGCAAUUAUUAUACCGUGCGUCCGCAUAUGUACAGAGCGUUAGUUAACGGCGAGAUCGCGUAUCGCCAAUUAAAUGCGCCCAGUGCGUGAGUCAAAGCGGAAACGAGAGGAGCACGUUUACAGAAAAUAAAAAUGAACGGUACUCCGACACGAAGCGAGAUUUUGUGCGUCUGUUAUCCGGAUGUGUGAGAGAACGGGAGGGAGAGAGACAUGUGUGUGCGAGAGAAAGAGAAAGAGAGAGAGAGAGAGAGUUUAUUUAAGACACAUUUAGGAUUUACUAAACACCGGUCAUCUUAAAAUGCCAUUUCGCGACAAAACAAAUAAAAAAAUGGUAAAUUUUAAGCGGGGCUAGCGAGGAAAGACGUAGACGUGAGAGAAACAUUAUAUCGUGUAACGUAGCCUUAAUCGCGGAACGACUGGACACCAAAUUCUUGCGUUCUUUCGCGCUUCGAGUAUUCGUUAAUUGGACGAGCUAACGGCGAGAAUGAUUAUUCGUCAUUGAUUUAGGUUUAGCGUACCGUGAAGUUUUUAAAUAUCGUACGGGAAACAGGGAGUCAUGGUCCGUUGCUCUUUCUUGCUAAAAAUAUUUUUAUUAGACUUUGUAGCCGUCGGAGGGCAGUUUCGAUUUAGAGACGUCGCGACGCCGGAACCCUCCUGAUUCCGGACGAGAACAAGAUACCGUCGAAGCGCGUUACCAAUCUCGCGUACCGAUUCGUACAUUUUGUUGAUCAAUCCCGUUCCCUACGAUACUAUUAUUAUUGUUAUUCAAUUCACCAAGUGAGAAUCAACGAGCGAUUAAUUAUAAUUACGAAACGACGGUUACACGUGCGACAAUUCUAGUACGGUUAUUAUUGUAUUCAACAACAGGGUAAACAAACAAAAAAAAAAAAAGGGAUGACCUUUAAUUGGGACGCGUGUCACGUCGAACGGCGGCCAUUUUGUUUUCCUGUGCGCGGGUGUGCGUGCACGCAAAUGAAAAAAAAUACCAAAAAGCUAAAAAAAAAAAUACUGAAGAUGAAAUGAACGAAUGAAACCGAAUAAAUAAAUGAGUCAAUUCUUACGAACGUUAGCAAUACAUCGUCAUGACCAUAAAGGAUUAAAUGGCAAAUAAUGAUCGAAGAACAAAAGAAAAUAAUAUAUAACGAUUAAAUUAUAGCGCGAAUAAACUAUGUACUUUUAAGUUGAUGACCCGUACGUGCACGGCGAGUGAUCUCGUUCGUUUUGGAAAUGUUGAAAGGAAAAGAAAAAUGAGAAUGAAGAAUCACCAACCCCGGAUGUGGGAACGAAUGGUGGAACGAACUGCGGUCGCGUGUGUUUCCGAUGCUGCGAUGCCGAUUUCUUGCAAGCGAAACAAAAUGGUAGCUGCUUCGUUACGCCCCAGAAUUAACGGUAAACGCGUGUAAAAAAAAGAAAAAGAAAAAUUGUGUACGUAUCGGACCAAAGGUUGAUACAUUGGGGGAUAAUUCGAGUAACAGGAAAAAAAUCGUGUGACGCGAUAAAGAUUGAAUUUCUAUUAGUUGAUCGUACACCACAUAAGCUACUGCUGUUUAAACGAAUUAAAUUUCUAUCUUCUGAUCUUUUUUGAUAUUCAACAAUUGCGUGGAUUUCAUAAGAUGAAGGCUACUUUUCAGAUGAAAUAACAAAUGAUAAACGCGCAGUCAAUUCAGUAGCUUCUUGAAGAUCUUUCGUUACGUUCGACGAACUAAUGAGUUGGGCAAACCGUGAAUAGCCGUGAGAAACGCUUCCAAAACCGCGCUAAUUGUUCAAAUAGACAAAGAGUUGGAUUCAACGCGAAGGAAAAUAAUAGCCAGGAAACACAUAGACGAGGAUGUAACACCAGCUCAAAGAACGUAAUGUAUAAUGAAAUUCGUCGUACGUAGGAUUAAGGGACGCUGACGCGCGAGAUCGCAACAGAACAGCAAAAUAGAAAACAUAUGCAGAAAAUAGGAACGGAGAAGACAAAGUUUUUAAGUAUAUAAGUUGUAACUUUUCGCAGUUAGGAUGAACGAGGUUUGUUGAAAGAAUUCUGAGUUCCUAACGACGAUUUCACCUUUCCUUUAAUUAUUAAAAAUAAUCAUCUCUGUUGAGAUUAAUAGUUUCGGUUGACGUUGAAUGUUAUUGUUACAGCGUGAAUAAUAAUCGAAUGUGAUACAUAAUGUUUUAUAGUUACUUCUCUGCAAUUAUUUAUUCUUGAAAUUGCUUGAUCGAUGCAGAAGAUAUGGUGACAGGAACUCGGGCGACUUUCAACAAGGAGGAUCCUCUGAAUCAGAGUUAUAUAUAAAUCUAUAAAUAUAUAUUCGAAAGAGAUCUACGAUCAAUUAUUAAUUAGAACAAAAAACGAAAUAAAUGAAUACUGCGAUCAAUAUACACGUGAGCUAACGCAAAAGUGAACAAAAUAGAAAUGAAAAAGUUAAGGGGUGUCGCGAGACUAUAUAGGGAGGGAAGAGAAAAAGGAGACAAGAGCAAACAAAAUAUAUGCGAGUGCAGUCCACGCGUUUAUAUUUAUAAAUAUAAAAAAAAAAAUACAUUAAUAUUGAAAUAUUACGUCUAUAUAAAAAAUAUACAUAUUGAAUAAUUAAAAAAAAGGCAAGAAAUAUAUUACAACUAUAUAAAUAUAUAUAUAUAUAAAAUUAAUUAAGAUAACAAACACACAAAAUAAAAAAUAUGAGGAUUAUGGAAGAUGAACAAAUAUUAUAUUGAGACAUUGUUUUAUGCAUUUGUAUGUAUAUAUAGUUAUUGAUGUUUUAAAAGCUAAUAUACUAUUGUACUGAACAAUUUUUCGAUGAUCAUCACCGAUCGUGAGGGAAAAACUGAGCGGUUAGGGGGUUGUGCAAACCGGGGUGGGUGAGGGUAGAACAAGGGUUGGUACGUAGGUAGGACUCGAAGAAAGAAGGGAAAAAAAGAAAUAAAAUGCGAUCGGGACGAGCUCGUUGUGCGAUGCAGUCCAGUCUUCGUUUCCUUCUUUUUGCGAUGCUUUUUCGUUUUUUACAAGGGAGACAUUUUUUCACCCCCCGACGAAUGAAUUUCAAUAAAGGGGGAUAAAUACAAAAGUUUUCGAAAGCGUCGCACGCUCAUCGACCGAGCUCGAUCACUCGUCGCGCAAUUUACAUGCUCACACUUCCACAUUGUACACUUCUAAUGGACACACGUACAGACACCAUACACUUGUGUAUAUAUAUAUAUGUAUACACAAAUAUAAAUAUAGAUAUAAAUAUGAAUAUAAAUAUAAAUAUACACGCGUAUAAGUAAUAAGUAAUAAUUACGAUAACCGAAAAAAAAAAAUAUAUAUAUAUAUAUAUAUAUUAAUACAGCGCGGAGAGAUUAGGAGAAAGGAAAUGGAGGUCAUAUUGUAAAGAGAGUGCGAGGAAGAUGUUAAUCAAGUAAGUCAUCGAUUAUUGUCAUUCCGUGAUUGAACGGUGAAAUGAGAUUAGAAUCACACGAACAAACAGAGAUCCCUCACAAUGAUUAAAUAAUAAUAUAAGGUACGACACAUACGUAUACAAAAAAGACAAGUGAAGAUGCAGUAAAAAUAGCAGCCAUUUAACGAUACUUAAAGCACUCGAGGUGCGAGUUAACCAGUCAUUUAUUCAUAUUCAUUUUGUUGUUGUUGCUCCUUAUUGUCACGGAUGCAACUCCAAAUUGUCGAUCCUACGACUUUUCGUAAAGAAUAAAGCAAUAUCGAGUAAUAAUUUAACGACGAGACCCGUCGCGAGCGAUACGACUCGACAAAAUCAAGCGCGUUUGAACCGCGGCACGCAUCGGAAAGAUGUAAAACUAUGAGAAAAUGAUACGAACAUAACAUUAUUUAAAGUUCGAUAUGUUCACGCUUGAAUUCAAACAGCAAUAGUCGCGUACAAGGUCUCGUUCAUCAUUUUUGGAACAAUGUUCAGUCUUGUAUUAGUGUUAACGAUUAAACAGUUCCAUGUUUGGAACCGACUAGAGUGGCCCAAUCGAUUGAAACUUUAGAUUUUACGAGCAUCGUUUUUAAUUCUAUCACCAUUCGAGUAACACUAUUGUAUCGCAUACAUACACACGUGCGCGCACACACAGAAAGACAUUUCUCUAUUAUAAGUUUUCUUACGAUACAACGAGAACAAUUGUACACUUCACAACCGAGCGAACUCGUCCGAAUAUUAAGUACAGGAUCAAGAACACAUCGGUAUACGUACACAAAUGAAACGGAACGAACGAUUAAGAGAAGAGAAUUUUCCAAAGAAAUCCGAAGAAAAAAAAAAGAAAAAUAGGAAAACGAAUCAAUUUCACUUUCGUCUCACGGAUUCGUCGAUAUCGAUCCUUCGAUAACUUUCUACGCACCCUCUAUUUCUUGACUGCUGAUAUGUUUCCUAGAACGGCUAGUUUAGCGUAUAUUCGCUGUGCGACACGAAUCUGCGCGUUUCGUUUUUGGUUUCCUCAACUAAAAGCUGACAGGAGCACGCGACGAUGCGUUCUAUCUUUACGCGGAACAGAGGAAACGCGGACGCGAUGCCACGAUAUUCGAAAAAUAAAAUUAAAAAGAAAAAAGAAGAAGAAGAAGAAGAAGAAGAAAAAAAGGAAUCCCCGUCGCUCUGUGCGCCAUUUGAAUGGAUCGAGAGCGAGAGAAAUUGAGAGUAAAAGAGCAUUAGAGAACGAGAGAGAGGGAGUGAGUGGAAUGAACUCGCAGAAGUCCGUAGAUAGAUAGACAAUUUUUCGAAACAACGUUUUCGUGCGUACGAGAAGAUCGUCGUUGCGACCCUGCACCUGAUGUCUGAGCGCUUUUCUCUUCGAGGGUGGCUAGAAUUUGCUGGUACUACCUUUUCGGUGUUUCGAUGAAUUUUUAGCUGUUUCUAACGGCCUUGCGAAUUGGCGGCACAGAAAGAAAAGCGCUCGAACGUGGUGUACGAUUCGAUCGAUCCAGUUUCGAGUCAGUUGUAAUAUAAUUGAUCGAUCGUGAUCGUUAUUUCAUGUGGUACGUCGCAGCUAUGUUUUAUAGGGUGAACUUAUCCUACCUAGGAGUUAUUUUUAUUCACGCGUCACGGGAACACGUGGGCUACCAGAGCUCGUUUAUUAUCAUUAUUACAAAUGGUUAUUAUUGAUAUUAUUCUAUUUUUUGUUUUCUCUUUUCUGUUGCUCUAUAUUAUAACGAUUAUUAUAGUUAUUAUCGUGGAUCAUUAUUAUUACGAGUUAUCGUCGGCUAGUAUUAUUGUAAUCUCGUCCUUCUGCCAUUUUUCCAUUUGUCACAAUGCAAUAACCUGCUGUGUUACAAAUACAAUCCGUCGUUGUAUUUGAGGUGAUCGUUUCGUUUCUUCAGGUUUCUAAACGCGACACGAGGAUAUCGUGUUGGCUCGUCCAAAAAAACAAAAAAAUGAAUGCCAAUGAGAGUAAUUCUGUUGCCAGUGUUAAAAUAUGCAGAGCCAUCGAAUAAGAAUAAAUAGAAUUUUAAGUAGAAGCAUCGUGAUUUACAUUACACUCGGUUUUAGACAAUUAAAAUGGACGGUCCGUACUCGAUUUCUUCGUGCUGCAGCUUAACGAAAUGUGAACAUAACCCCAUACAUAUAUGUAUAUAUUAUAUACAUAUUAUAUACGUAAGCGCACGCAAAGCAUAAACAUUAUGAUAAGUAUAUAAUCAUGUAAUUAUACGUGCACACGUUUGAACGAACAGACACACUGUAAUCUGUUAAAUAUUCUUCCUGCGUGCAGAAAUGGGUCAAAUAGCCACGAGCUUCGAUGAAGUUUCGCUUUAAACAUCGUCUAGCGAAGUUUUUGCUCUUUCCAUUUUAAUAUCUGUACCAAAUUUUCAAUCGAUCGAACUUGAAUUUUAUCAAUCUUAAAUAUCAGUAAAAAUGUUUCAAUUCAAAUUGGUUAUUAUUUUUAACAUUUCAUUGUUGGCGUGUUAGAUUUUUUACAUGGGUCAGUCGAAUCGCUUACCGAACAAGCAAUUUCAAUAAUACUAAAUUUGUAAUUUUCUUCCUACUAUUUCUACAUUUUUCGCGUCUUAUCGCGUUCAUUUACAAAACGAUCACACGAUGUUCCUCGGUGAUAUUCUUCGUACAAGCCAUUAUGUCAUCGUUCCAGUUUUAUUGCAAAUGUUCGGUACCUGUUCGUGCAACUCGUAAAAUAAAACUCGAUAGCGACUGUUAGGUAAACGCUUCGUAUCCCUUUCUCGAUCGCUUUUCGGUUCAAUUCGCCGUCCCAUCGUGAGUAUGUUCAAAUCGGUCAAGCAAAAGUUGUUACGUUUCUAGAACGGUGAUACCGGUCGACAGAUAACACGGUAAUUGUCAUCGAAAUUGCGAAUCCUCGAGAACCUCUUAUCAAUGGUGGCAAGUGAUAAGGGAAACGAUUCUUUCGUUUUUCUUGUUUGCGUUCCGAUUCUUCGCAAAUCGAGAUCUAAAAAUUCUUCGCUAUCAGAUCUAAAAAUCGUUUCGUAGCUUAGCGUUUCUGUUCAUUUUUCAUCGAAUAAUCUAAUUAUCGAAGCUGCGUUAAUUUGAUUAAAUACACUAACUAUCGUGCACUCGAGCAUACCGAUACACAGGCACAUCUUCAUUCGUCCUUUCUGUAAAGUCUGUGAACCAAGUCUGAAAAGAAACUUUCGUUGAUUCGAAACUUUUAGAGACGUUCGCUUUCUACUGUUCGUAGUGGUCCUUACCUUUUGUGAUAAUAUGUUUCGUUGUUGUCGCGAGGAAUAACCGGGAACACCGAGUGUUCUGUUUUACACAACGUUUUACGAAUUCCGGGGGUUGCGGUUAUUUGUGUUUUGUAACACGGAGUACGAAGAAAGGGUUUUUUAAAAUAUCUUUUACGACACCUCGCGAGACACCCAAGCAAAGGCGGCAAAGCGUGAAAGAACGAAGGGAAGCUCGGCGGUAUGGUACAGCUUGCAAUGAGGAAACUUGCAAUAUAACAAGCAAUAAAUAAAUCACUUUUCAUUCUAUGUAUAUUAAACAAUUAUGUGGAUGCUUAAACGAGAUUUAUUGAAUUAAACGUGCAAAGCCAUGGAGUUAAGACGAGAUACCGAUUUUACAUAUUCUUACUAAUCGUAUAAACGACUACAAUACGUAUAGCAACAUAAUAAAUUAUACGAUUAUGUAUCGAUUGAGGGAAAAAAAUGAGCAGAUAAAAAAAAUGGUAAAUAAGUAAUUAUUAACAAACAAAAAAAAAAAAAAUGAUAAAAAAGUGGGAGAAGAUGAACGGCUGCGGGCGAGUCAUCGCCGGCAGACGUUAAUGUCUAAUCUGCAUAAGUACGUAAAGGUUUCAAUUUUACACUACCGAUAAUAAUGAUGUAACGGUAAGGCUCUAUAUAAGAUAUAAUGAUAAUUUAUAAUAAUUAUAACGUUGUACAGAAUAUUUAUGAAAGGCGCGCUGCUGGCGAAAGAGCCGCGCGUUUUCGUGUCGCGAACGCGAAACGGAAGGUGAGAAAUAAUGAAAAGACGUACGAACAAAUGAAUAGAGAAAUAAGAGAGUGUGUUUGCCUAUCGCGUAAUCAAUAAAUUGUUUAAAUUAAUCGUGAUUCGAAAUUGUCAAAGAAACAAAGAAUUUUCAUUGCAACCUUGGCUCAGCAAGCAACGCGCGACUCUCUAUCCAAAAGCCGCCAGACUAUAAUGGAUGUUUUGUAAGAUAAAGCAAAACGAUCACGGAUUGUACCGAGAUCGCGUUCAGAGAAAUGUAUAGUCGAUUGCGUAUUCGAGAUUGUUCGAAUUAACUCGACGACGCCUUUCUCGAUGGAGGUAAACAAAAAAAAAGUGAGAAAAGUAACAAAAAAAAAA
Molecule: messenger RNA, 12286 nt
Organism: Osmia lignaria (orchard mason bee)
Lineage: Eukaryota; Metazoa; Arthropoda; Insecta; Hymenoptera; Megachilidae
Gene: Rbp6
Product: RNA-binding protein 6
Biological process (GO): regulation of translation
Cellular component (GO): cytoplasm
Molecular function (GO): mRNA binding
Source: RefSeq, a predicted model, not a curated record